UAGAGUUGUAAUUCAGGUCUGAGUUGGGGAACAACUCUCGCGUCAUCGUUUUUAUUUUUUAAGGACGGUCAGGCUUGUGCUUGUUGCUGGGCUUUCGACAGGAUUACUUCUCACCCCGCACUGAUUUAAUGCACUACUUCGUAUAACUGUUCUUAGUUAUGCGGUGUCUUCAUUAAACGUGUGCUUUCGUUUUACCUCAGAGUGAGGUUAUGUUUUUUAUUGGUGGAGACCAUAGAAUACUCACGAUAUAACCUGGUGGAGACCAUUUAAACUCGAAUAUAAACUGGUGGAGACCAUUAAAACUCUGGAAUUUUUUUGAUUAUGAUGAUUCAAUGAUAUAACUUUUUUAUUUUUGUGGGAUAACCUGGCAGUUUGUGAGUUUAAUAACUCCGCCAACACACUUCAAAGUUAAAAAAAAAAAAAAAAAAAAAAGAACAAAUGUAUUUAUUAUUUUAUUUAAAAAUCAAACGCUUACAAAGAUGAAUUUAAAUAUUGAAACAAUUUUAGAUUUUUACACUUACAAAAACAAAAAAAUAUUGUGUCAAAUAAAAGUGACACCCUCUACAAAUUAUAAAUUAAAUAAAACCUGUAGAUGUUUAAGCCAAAAACAAUGGAAUACUUUCGAUAAAGAAUUAGAGAAAAUUAUUAUCACAAACGAUGACUGGAACGAUGAGAAGUGUCUUAAAUUUAAUUUAAAUUCCUGCAUUGAGGUUAAGGUGCAAAAAUCAAAAUUAUUAUUAAGAGAUUUUUACAAAUGUUUGGGAGCAAUCAAAGAUUUUGAGAAAAACGUUACAGAUGGUCUAGAAGAAAAUUAUGUUUUGGAGUGUCUGAUUGAUUUUCAGCUUGAAGUUUCACUUGAUACAUCCCACGAGUCACAAGAAUACGAACCACAAAUAAAAACUACACCAGAUAAAUUAAGUAGCCCUUUGUCAUACGAACCAUAUACACCAUCUAAGAAAAAAUAUCAGGCAGAUAAUGUUGAUACAAUUAAAACACCAAGGCUCGAUUUACUUGAAUGUCAUGAGGAUACAUACUCGCCAAAACCAAUAUUUCCAAUUGCAGAAGGUGAAGCGUUAUUAAUUGAUACAAUACCAAAAUAUACUCCAGCACCUAUUAAAAAGUCCACUAAUUCAACUGAAUUAAAGAAAUCUCAAGAUCUAGAUAAAAUUAUUGUUGAAACAGGAGAAAAAAUUGAAUUUUUAAGAUCAAAAUUAAAGAAAUCAGAAAAGGCGGAAUGUGAAUACAUACCGAAAAGUCAAGAAUUUGCUGUAGUCGAUGUUCCAGUUUAUAUACCAACACCUAUAGGAGAGACAACACAACGAACAAGUUUCAAAAGCGAUUAUAACCUUAAAAGACAUAGAAAAAGAUCCAAAACAAUAGAUGAGUUUCCUGGACUUCAACUUAAUGAAAAAACCAAUGAAAAACUUCAAACAAUAAAUGAAUACAAUAACAGCAACAAAACACUUUAUCAAUAUGAAGAUAAAAAGUUUAAAAAGCGGUCAAAGACAAUUGAUGAAAUCCCAGCUGGAUUUGCGGUUAAUAACGAAAAAAUCAUGUCAGAGGUUAAUAAAUCAAAGGAGCAGAAAACUACUUUUAAGCAAAAUAUUUGUAAAUCAAAAGAAAAAACCAAUACGUUGGAAAAAAUAACUGAAACUGAUUUCCCUGUUUAUGUUCCAACUGUCAUAACGGAAGAUACUUGGCAGCCAAAAGUUAAUAAAACCGAUCACCACUUUACGAAACAUAAAAAACGAUCCAAUACAAUAGAUGAAUUUCCGGGACAACUUUAUAAGGAAAAUUAUAAAAAUAAUAACGAUUACAUAAUUAGUAAGGAUAAACUUAAUCUUGAUUACAGCAAACAUUCAAGAAAGCGAACAAUUGAUGAAAAACCAAAUGGAUUAGAUGUGAAUAACGAAAACCAAGUAUCAAAGAACUUGCAAGAGGAAAAGAAUGGAAAAUCUCCAGAUAAAAAUACCCCGGACAAAAUAAGAGAAAAUAAACGCAAUGUAAAUAAAACUUCACCAAAAACAAAUAAAACUCCACAAAAAGCCAACAAGGAAAAGAAAUCAGAAAAAAGUAAAAUUAGACCUAAUUCGACAUUUAAAGAUGAAAAACUAGCUACACCUAAUGAAACUACUAAAAAGUCUUCAAAAAUAUUUACAGAAGAAAAUAUUAAUAAAUUUAAUAAUAAUGUUAAAAUAGCUAAUACAAGUAUUUCAUCUGCCAUGGAACCAGAUCUAGAUACAACACCACCAAAAAUAUAUAAAAGAGAAAUUACACAAGAAAACAGCCCAGAUAUUAAAAAAGCCUUAAGACGUUCCGAACGACCACCUAGCAAACCAAAGCGAUUGUUAGAAGAACAACAUAAACUACUAAAAAGUAAUAAGCCUAAAAAACUAAAAACUUCACCAAAAAACAAGGAGCUUUUUGGAACGGACGACGAAGAUGACGAUGAUCAUUUAAAAAACAAACAAUAUUAUUCACAAAACUUUUACACUCACAACAACAGAAAAGUAUUGUGUCAAAUUAAAGUGAAAAGCCGCAAAUUUAAAAAUUACACUUGUAGAUGUUUAGGACAAGAGCAAUGGAAUAUAUUCGAUAGAGAAUUAGAGAAACUCAUUACAGCCAACGAUGAGUGGAGCGAUGAGAUGUGCCUUUAUUUUAAAAUAAAGCCCUAUAUUGAGGUUAAGGUGCAAAAAUCUAAAUUAUCAUUAAAACAUUUUUACAAAUGUUUGGGUGCAAUUGAUGAUUGCAAAAAAGAGGAAUUAGAUGAUGGCGCUGUCGUAGAGGAUAUAAGAGAAUCCAAUUAUGUUUUAGAGUGUGUACUAAAGUUCAAAGACAGCCCAGGUAAUGUAAGCCACAAAUUAGAAGGUCAACCACUAACUGAAACAACCGAUACUUUAAGCAGUCAUUCCGAACCGUAUUCGCCUUCGAAUAAAAGAUAUCGACAGGAUAACAUUGAUACCGUUAAAACCCCUGGAAAAGAUUUUCUUGAAUAUAGUGAAAGCAGUUAUUCACCAAAACUAAACACAAUAAAUUCCUCCGAAAGUGAACACUCACAAUUAUGUGAAAUAAUAUCCAAUAACACGUCAGAACCGAUUGAAACAUGCCAAAGUUCAGAUGAGGUCAUUGUUGAAACUGGAGAUGAAAUUGAAUCUCCGAAAAAAAAUAGAUUCAAGAAAUCAAAAAAACUUUUGACUGAAUUUAUAUCGAAAAGUCAGGAUAUUCCUGUCACCGAUUCAACUGCGCAUAGAGUAGAGGAGAAUUCUUCACAACGAAAAGUUACUACAAGAGAUUACGACAUUAAAAAGCAUCGCAAAAGAACUAAGACUUUAGAUUCUUUCUCAGAAAUACUGGGUAAUAAUUCUAAUGAAAAGCAUAAAAGCAAAAAAGAACGUUCAAGCAGCAGAGAUAGUCAGUAUGGCAAUAAAAUAUUUAAAAAACGUUCCAAGACUAUUGAUGAAAUUCCAGUUGAAUUGUUCCAGAAUAUUGAGAUACCAAAUUUAAAUAACUUGACAGACGAGAGUAAAGAAAAGUCACGUAAAAAAAAAGAAUCAACAGAUAAACACAAGUCUGACAAAUCAGAAGAUAUCAAAGAAAAGCCAUGUACAAAGUCAGACUCGAAAGAUAAACAUCAGCUUCAUAAAUCAGAAGAUAUUAAGGAAAAGGCACAUAAGAAACUAGAUCCCACUGAAAAGAUUACGUCAUAUAAAUCGGAAGAAAGAAAAGAAAAGCUAUAUAAGAAUUUGGAAUCAUCAGAUAAAUAUACGUCUCAUAAAUCAAAAGAAAAGAAAAAAGAUGUGAACGACAACAUUUCUUCAACAAAACAAAUUGUUCCACUCUUGGAAAAGAAGCACGUAAGCAGCGAUUCACCGAGUGUAGAUGAAUUUUUGGAGGCACAUGUUAAAACUAAGAAACCCGCAGAAAAUGUCAGUGAUGAUGACUUCGAAGACCAGAAUAAUGAAGAGGAAAAUACAAAUUUGUCGCAAUCCAAUGAUAAUACAAGUAGUUUGAAUAUAUCGAUUUCAUCUGCCACGGAAUCGAACACAGAUACAUCUCCACGCAAAGUAACAAAAAGAGAAAGAAAACCAAAAGAAACUAGCUCUAAUGUUAUUAAAUCCGUGCGGCGUUCGUCACGAUCACCAACCAAAACAAAACGAUUUAUAGAAGAACAGCCUAAUCUACUCAAAAGUAAUAGGUCUAAAAAAGCCAAAACUUCACCUAAAAAUAAAGAACUAUUUGGCACAGACGACGAUGAUGACGAAGAGAAUUAUUUUGAAAAGAACAGCACGAAAACUAACAACAACAGCAAAGUCAAAUCAUCAAUAUUCGAAACGCCUGUUAGCAAGAAAUCUGCGAAGAGUGCUUCAUCCUCGUCAUCCUCAUCAACGAAAAAGAAACGUAAAAGAGUAAAUAAUAGUAGUGAAUGUGAGCAGGAAAAACGAGCGAUGGGCAAUUGGUUAGGCAAGAAAAAAUCAUCAUCAUCAGACAUUGAGGAAAAAAAUGCUUCAACAUCUAAGUCAUCAUCAUCUAAAAGUCGUCCGCUAAAAACUACAAAAAAAGAAAAAACGGAAAAGAAUGAAGUUGAUACCGAGAAACAUGCGAAAACUGUGACACCAACACCAUCUUUCGAAUUGCCUUCUAAGGAAGAAAUGGAGUUAAUACGAAAUAAAUCGAAAUUAACGCAGAAAGAAAAUGCAAUACUUAAAGCUGAACUGGAUAAAAUGCGUACUUCGCCACCAAAAGAAGUAGAAUUUAAAUCUCUACAAGAUAUACCUGCGGAUGAAAUAUUGAAUACGUUUUCAAUAUACCAGACAGAAUUAGAUGAAAUUUAUAAAAAUAAUUACAAAAGAGAUUAUAUAAAAGGACAUGAGGGCAUAAACCAUUGUUUUGUAAUAAGGCUACUGCCACAAAAUAUCCAAAUGAAAAUGCUGGAGAAAUUAACAGAUAUUUAUAGUAAUACAAAGAGCUCAACUCAAGCCACUUUAUUCGCCAACGCCCUUCUUCCCGAAUGGGUAAUACGUGUGUAUAUGGAGAAAUAUAAAUUUAACCGUCAAGAGGCGAUCCACCAAAUCAAAGCACAAGAAGAAUUUCGACUACAUAUGGAAGAACAGAGUGAUAACUCCUUUAUGUUCGAUUAGAAAAGUAUAAACAUGUGAUAUGAGUAUAUAUUCCAUAUGUAGUGUAUUUUGUUUUUAAAUUCAAAUAAUAUAUAUUGAAGCUGAGCUUUGAUUAAAUCAUUUUAAUAUGUACUUUUAUUUUUGAAAUAAAUUAUCUUUUCUAAAAUUUAAA
Molecule: messenger RNA, 5289 nt
Organism: Lucilia cuprina (Australian sheep blowfly)
Lineage: Eukaryota; Metazoa; Arthropoda; Insecta; Diptera; Calliphoridae
Product: repetitive organellar protein
Exons: 9
Coding region: 480-5138 (1552 amino acids)
Source: RefSeq, a predicted model, not a curated record